Messenger RNA from Tripterygium wilfordii, 2127 nucleotides. Its product is annotated as heat shock factor protein HSF8-like. The coding region runs from base 203 to 1756 and encodes 517 amino acids. NCBI's taxonomy places the organism in Eukaryota, Viridiplantae, Streptophyta, Magnoliopsida, Celastrales, Celastraceae. Gene Ontology annotation, biological process: regulation of transcription by RNA polymerase II. Gene Ontology annotation, cellular component: nucleus. The record is from RefSeq and is a predicted model, not a curated record. Gene Ontology annotation, molecular function: DNA-binding transcription factor activity; RNA polymerase II cis-regulatory region sequence-specific DNA binding. The transcript has 2 exons.
UGACCGUACAACAGCUUCUAUUUUCUCUCUCUAAAAUCUAACCAACCCUACUUUCUCUCUCCAAAAUCGCGCUUUAUCUGCAAUUUAGGGUUAUGUCCACAGUCCACCCGAAUGGCAUACAAUGGACUCCCUCCUUCAAAACCCUAGGAUCUCUCGCGAUUUAAAUUCGUACGUAAACACAUACAUUUAGAUAUUUGUUUGGAUGGACGGAGGGAAUAAAGUUGGUGGCGGAGGCAGGGAUGCGUCGACGAGUGGCAGUGGAGGGUCUCAAGGGGUACCGGCGACGCCGACGCCGAUUGGGAGCGCCAAUGCUCCACCGCCUUUUCUGAGUAAGACUUAUGACAUGGUAGAUGACCCUGCGACAGACUCGAUAGUGUCAUGGAGCCCUACCAAUAACAGCUUCGUGGUGUGGAAUCCGCCCGAGUUCGCCCGGGACCUCCUUCCCAAGUACUUCAAACAUAACAACUUCUCCAGCUUUGUCCGCCAGCUCAACACUUACGGGUUUCGGAAGGUUGAUCCUGAUCGCUGGGAAUUUGCAAAUGAGGGAUUUUUGAGAGGUCAAAAACACCUGCUUAGGAGUAUAAGUCGGCGAAAACCUACACAUGGACAUGGCAAUCAACAGCAACCGCAAUCACAUGGACAGAACUCUUCUGUUGGUGCCUUUGUUGAGGUUGGGAAAUUUGGGAUUGAGGAAGAGGUAGAGAGGCUUAAGAGGGAUAAGAAUGUGCUUAUGCAGGAGCUUGUUCGAUUGAGGCAGCAGCAGCAGGCUACCGAUGUCCAGCUGCAAACCAUGGUUCAACGUUUUCAGGGAAUGGAGCAGCGACAACAACAGAUGAUGUCAUUUCUGGCAAAGGCCGUGCAGAGUCCUGGCUUCUUGGCGCAGUUUGUACAGCAGCAAAAUGAAAGUAAUAGGCGUGUAACUGAAGGCAACAAAAAACGAAGGCUCAAGCAGGAUGGCCUUGCUGAGAGUGAGCACUCUGCUGCUGAUGGACAAAUUGUUAAGUAUCAACCUUCAAUGAGUGAGGCGGCGAAAGCAAUGCUCAGGCAGCUCAUGAAAGUUGAUUCUUCUUCCAGGCUGGAAUCGUACAACAACAAUAUUGAUGACUUCAUGAUUGUGGACGGUUCAUCAUCAUCCAGUGGUGUAGACUGUGGGAGCUCUUCAAAUCGUGUGUCUGGAGUGACUCUGCAGGAGGUGCCUCCAACCUCGGGCCAAGCAUCAUAUAUGCCAUCUUUUACUGGAAUCUCAGGGCAGGACCCAACAGCUGCCAUAUCUGAAAUACAAUCUUCUCCACAAGCUGUGACUUCUGAGAAGGUUGCAACAUCUCGGUUGCCCGAUGUGGGCGUGCUGGUUGGAACACAAGGUGCGCCUUCCUCGAUUCCCCAGACAGAUGUAAUCAUGCCUGAGCUCUCUCAAAUACCAGAAAUGGUACCAGAGAGUAUGGUAGAUAUUCCUGGGGAAAGUUACAUGGGACCUGGGACUGACAAUUCUGGAUUUUUGGAGCCGUCUUCGCUGGGAGAGAAUGAAAUUGAUGGCAUUAGUUUCGAUCCAGAUAUUGAUGCCUUACUGGAGAGUUCUGGCUUCUGGGACGACUUUUUGCGUAGCCCUAUACCUGAGGACAUUGAAGCAAUCUCGUUUGAUGGUAAAACCAAUGGAAAUGAUGUGCAGCCAAAGAAGAAUGUAUGGGACAAAUCUCAGCAUAUGGAUCAGCUUACGGAACAAAUGGGGAUGCUCACUCCAGACACCAAAAAGGCUUGAUUUUAUUUCUGAUAUGUACAUUUAGAUUGGAUCAGCGGAGGUAAACCCUUGAUAUAGAUUGAUAACCUCUUGAGUGGAUGGUCCUCUUUUGCGGCUAUGUGAGAAGCAGCUCAUGCCUUAUGUAUCUGUUCGCCCUGGCUCUUUCUUGCACAACUGCAAACCCAAAUUGAGGUUCUGUUUUCUAAUUUUUAGAUUUUGAUUUCCCACCUUAUAUUGGGUAUUCGAAAGAACUCAGCAGGCAUAGCAGUGUUAAAAGGCUAUAGCUUUGGUUUCUAAUCCUUUUGUUGAGGUUGAUGUCGUGCUUAUAGGACUUGUCUUUGUUUGAGGAUGACUAUUCUCUCAUAAUGGAUGCCUUUACUUGUGUUUUUACA